UACAAGGAUCGCCUACAUUCUUGUCUUCAUUGUAUAUUUUUUGGCUGCUAUGUAAAAGGUCAUAUACAAGAGCAUGCAAAAACGAAGAAACAUUUUUUAGCCGUUGAUCUGUGUUAUGGGAAUAUUUUGUGCUUCCAAUGCGGUGAUUAUGUAUACGAUAGAGAAUUGUUAAAAGUAGCAAAAGCACAAUGGAGCGAGUUGGCGAAAUCCUUGAGCUUCGGGGAAUUCUAUCGUGCAUGGGAACCCACGCAGACGGAGGCGGAGUUAUUGAGAAAUCAUCCGCGUCGAAGACGCGUUGUAGAAAAUUCCACUAUAGGUUUAAGGGGACUCAUCAAUCUUGGAAAUACUUGUUUCGUAAAUUGCAUCGUACAGGCGCUUAUUCACACUCCACUAUUACGCGACUACUUCCUUGCUGACCGUCAUCACUGCCCGCAACCGAGUCUCUGUUUGGUCUGCGAGGUAUCCCAUUUGUUCCAGGAGUUCUAUUCCGGCAACAAAGCUCCAUUGACGCUUCACAAACUUCUCCAUUUGAUUUGGACCCACGUCAGACAUCUAGCAGGCUAUGAGCAGCAAGAUGCCCAUGAAUUCUUCAUUGCUACACUAGAUGUUCUUCAUAAACACUGUGAAGCCACUACGAUACUGGUCAAAGAUAACCCUCAUCACUGCAAGUGUAUCAUCGAUCAAAUAUUUACUGGGUGCCUUCAAAGUGAUGUUGUUUGUCAGGCUUGCAAUGGAGUGUCUACUACAAUAGAUCCAUUUUGGGACAUAUCUUUAGAUCUAACUUCGGCAGCUAGUACCUCUGGUUCUAAUACACCCGGGCCACCCACUUCCUUGCUAGAUUGUCUGGAAAAAUUUACCAGAGCCGAGCAUUUAGGUUCUAGUGCAAAAAUCAAAUGUAGCAACUGUGAGACUUACCAAGAAAGCACAAAGCAAUUAACGAUGAAGCAAUUGCCUAUCGUGGCAAUCUUUCAUCUAAAGCGCUUUGAGCACUUCAUAAUCCAAGAUAAGAUUUUUAAAAAGAAGAUCUCUACAUUUAUCUCGUUUCCGGAACAAUUAGAUAUGACGCCAUUCAUGUCGCAUAAACGCAAUGGUAACAACAAUAGCGCUAUGCUGAAUGGUUUAUCGAAAAAUGGAGAGGAUAUGAGUUUCAGCGAUAAUCGGUACUCUCUGUUUGCUGUAAUAAAUCAUGAGGGUUCUUUAGAGACUGGGCAUUAUACCGCUUUCAUCAGGCAACAGAGAGAUCAAUGGUUCAAGUGCAAUGAUCAUUUGAUUACACGGGCCAAGUUGAAGGAUGUCUUAACCAGCGAAGGGUAUCUCUUGUUUUAUCACAAGCAAAUUUUGGAAUAUGGAUAAAAUAAUAAAGUCUGAAACAGAAAAGAAGAUAUGAAUCAAGUCAUGUAAUUAAUUUAUUUAACAAAGAAUUUAAAAAUCGCUGCUGAAGUUAGACGUCAGUGACACUUUAUGUUUAUCAAAUAUAAAUUAUUGUCACUGUCGCUUUAUGGUUUCCGUUGGCGUCUUUUGUAUUCGAUCAAGUAUGUCUGACAUUCCCAGUCGACAUCUACAUGAAUAUAACGUAAGCGUAUAUAGGUAUUAAGAUUAGCUCAAUUUUUUUUAAUCGACCGAUCGUAAUUUUUGUAUAUCUGACCAUUGUUAUAUCCCUGUUCUGCAGACAAAUAUGUUACACACACACACACACACGCGCGCGCGCAUACAAGGUGUUCGUUAAAGCCAUAACAAUGCUUGAGAGUAGAUUCCUGAAAUUAUUUUGGAACUCAAUAUUUUUUAUUCUUUCUAUAUGUUCCGGAUGAUAGGACGUUGAAAAUAAUCCAGCUCUUUUACUCUUCACUUUCAAGCCUACCGAAAAACAUGGUAGAAAGAAUAAAAAAUAUUUUUAUUUAUCGUGAAAUGACGACUCAAGAGUUAGAAAAAGUUCAAGCAAGCUUUCCACGAAGACUA
Trachymyrmex septentrionalis is the source of this 1956-nucleotide messenger RNA. RefSeq names its product ubiquitin carboxyl-terminal hydrolase 22. The record is from RefSeq and is a predicted model, not a curated record. NCBI's taxonomy places the organism in Eukaryota, Metazoa, Arthropoda, Insecta, Hymenoptera, Formicidae. Gene Ontology annotation, molecular function: cysteine-type deubiquitinase activity; zinc ion binding. The annotation marks the transcript as partial. The transcript has 6 exons. Gene Ontology annotation, biological process: protein deubiquitination.